CAAACAAAAAAAUGUUAAGAGCAAAAAAGGCCUAUUUCAACACGCUCCUGUAAAAUACAAGAUUAACUCGUCCAAAGAAAAAUGUAUUGGGAAAACACCUGUUAAAAUAAGUGGAUUGAGAACAUGUGUUAAUAGCACCCCACGAAAAAGGAACAUUGAACAAGAUGUCCUGAAAAAUGCAGUGUGUUAAAACCGACGAUAUUUGGUCCUUAAAAAGUAAUUCGCAAAGUCAUUUAUCUAGUAUCAAAUUUCACACCAUGAGUUCAAUUCCCUGACCUUUGAUCCUGCCAGUGGUGUCAUUAAAAUUACUCUCUCCAUGAAGAGAGAAACCUCAUGUGCUAAAGUAUGAUUACACCCCCUCCUAACGGCACUCCCAAGAGACAUGCUUUCGUAGUACGCUAGCUUGUCGGAACGAUAGAAGUGAACAGUGAAGCAUCGUGGGUCCAACAUGAAGGAUACGCUCUUCUUCAAUGAACAGAAGCCGAACGGAUUUCCGGAUGAAGGCCUUAGUCAAGAGCUGAUGGGGCCCCAGUUUGCCAAGGAUGGAAAAGGUGACACCCAAAGCCUUGAUAGUGAGAGGAAUGCCCCGGAAGAAGGGGUGAAAUUGAAGGCUGAAAUGACUCUCCUGAACGGCUGCACUGUCAUUGUGGGUUGUAUUAUCGGUUCAGGGAUCUUCGUCUCACCCUCGGGAGUUUUGGUGUCCACCGGAUCCGUUAACUUGUCCUUGGUGGUGUGGACGAUAUGCGGGAUAUUCACCAUGUUCGGAGCGUAUUGUUACGCCGAAUUAGGAUGUAUGAUUCGUAAAUCGGGGGCGGAUUACGCCUACAUCCACGUCACAUUCGGCCCGUUUCUGGCUUUCAUCAGACUGUGGAUUGAAUGUAUCAUUGUCCGUCCGUGCACUGGAGCAAUCCAGUCACUAACCUUCGCAUUGUACAUCUUGAAGCCUUUCUUCCCUGAUUGUCAGCCUCCGGAUGAGGCCACGAGGCUUCUCGCCGCCACCUGUUUGUGUUUACUGUGCUUCAUCAAUUGCUACGAUGUCAAAUGGGCCAGCAAGGUCCAGGAUUACUUCACCUACGCCAAGGUGUUCGCACUCAUUAUUAUUGUCGUGACCGGAUUUGUCCAGUUGGGUCGGGGACAGACCCAAUAUUUUACGUGGGAUAACACGGAGACGGAUUUCACCGUGAUUGCGUCGUCAUUCUACUCGGGGUUGUUUGCCUACACGGGUUGGAACUACUUGAACUUCAUCAUUGAGGAGAUGAAAGAUCCCGUCCGAGAUCUUCCCCGCGCUAUUGGUAUCUCUUGCAUCAUCACCCUGGUCAUCUAUGUGCUUACCAUCGUUGCUUUUCACACGACACUGUCGCCAGCCGAGGUCUUGGGGUCCGAGGCUGUGGCCGUGACCUUUGCCAACCGCAUGUAUGGGGGAUUAGCUUGGAUCAUUCCAAUCUUUGUGGCUUGCUCUACCUUUGGGGCCGUCAAUGGAACCCUUCUGACCUCUUCUAGGCUGUUUUUCGCCGGAGCCCGUGAGGGUCAAAUGCCGCAGGUUCUCACCAUGAUCCAAACGAAGAAGAUGACUCCGGCCCCGUCAGUGAUGGUGAUCACUUUCCUUGCCCUGCUUUAUCUCAGUUCAUCCAAUAUCGGCAUGCUCAUGAACUACGUUGGCUUUGCCACGUGGCUUUCGAUAGGGGCAGCUGUAUUUUGCCUGCCUUAUCUUCGAUGGAGACAACCCAAAAUGGAGCGACCACUGAAGGUCCAUCUUGUUUUCCCCAUAGUGUAUCUCAUUCUCACAGCAAUCAUUACUGUCCUCCCGAUGAUGGCCAAGCCCGUGGAGACCGGGAUCGGAUUGCUGAUGAUCUUCACCGCCGUACCUGUCUACGCCUUCUUCAUUGGAUGGAAGAAUAAGCCCGCGUUUUUGGAUCGUUACACAUUUUAUGUCACCAACGUUUUACAAAAGCUUUUUGUGGUGGUGGCUCCAACGAGCUGAAACCCCACAAAUGUAUCACAGACCCUGUUUUGUAUCAAAAUAAUCCAUUCUUCCCACCAUGUCUUCUUGUAUAAAUACAGAAAACUCUGACCAUAA
Molecule: messenger RNA, 2077 nt
Organism: Tigriopus californicus
Lineage: Eukaryota; Metazoa; Arthropoda; Copepoda; Harpacticoida; Harpacticidae
Product: large neutral amino acids transporter small subunit 1-like
Exons: 2
Coding region: 449-1981 (510 amino acids)
Biological process (GO): amino acid transmembrane transport
Cellular component (GO): membrane
Molecular function (GO): L-amino acid transmembrane transporter activity
Source: RefSeq, a predicted model, not a curated record